Molecule: messenger RNA, 597 nt
Organism: Aspergillus fumigatus Af293
Lineage: Eukaryota; Fungi; Ascomycota; Eurotiomycetes; Eurotiales; Aspergillaceae
Source: RefSeq, a predicted model, not a curated record
AUGAACGCUAUUCGUCAAACUCAAGCGCUGAACAAGCGCGAACUUGAAAAUGCAGUGUACGAGGAUAACGUCGCGAAACUGAUGGGCGAGACUACUGAUCGGAACGCAAGGGUGGAGGAUACUGAUGACGAAAGAAGACACAAGAAGCGAAGGUCCAGUGAUUCCAGAGAGGAUGAGGCGCGGAGUCGACCCCUACUCAAGGAAGAGAGAGAGCUUCAGGAGUUGAUGAUGAACCACGACGACGAGGACCCUAUGAAGGAAUAUCUCAUUGAAGAGAAGAAGGAAGAAAUCGCACGGGCUCUUGAACGGUUGGAUAAGGAGAAGAAGCAUUCUCGUAGACGAGAUGCAAGUCGGGAGCGAUCAAGCCGCCAUCACCGCCAUCACCGCCAUCGUCAUCACCAUCACCGAGAUGGGGAUCGAUCUCGCUCUCGAGAACGCAGGCAUCGCCGUGAUCGGUCAUUAUCCAGGGAAGAGCGUUCCCACAGAGACAGAUCAUCGUCAAGCAGAGAAAAAUCUCACAAGGAGAGAUCGCCUGUGCGCUCCCGAUCCCCAGUACCGCGAAAGGAUCUUGAAAGAGACGAUCGUCGACGAUCAUAG